This is a messenger RNA of Sphaeramia orbicularis (orbiculate cardinalfish), 3183 nucleotides long. It is a transcript of the gene cyth3b, whose product is annotated as cytohesin 3b. Gene Ontology annotation, molecular function: guanyl-nucleotide exchange factor activity. Lineage: Eukaryota; Metazoa; Chordata; Actinopteri; Kurtiformes; Apogonidae. The transcript has 13 exons. The record is from RefSeq and is a predicted model, not a curated record. Bases 310 to 1497 code for a protein of 395 amino acids. Gene Ontology annotation, biological process: regulation of ARF protein signal transduction.
AGUGGAGUGAAGGCGUAUUUGAAGGGAUAACGAUAGCACGGCGCUGUGAAGGACCACUGUGCAGGGGGGGAAGACACGGCCGCCGCUGCCACAGCUGUGCGUAGAAACACACCGCUCCACCGGAGGGACAGAGCCGCGGCUGAGGCGUAAAUGGACACAGCGUUUCCUAAAAGAACACACUACCCGUGAGACAACCUGUGUACCAGAUGCGUCCUGGAAACAAGGACGCGCGUUUGCCAUAAAUUAGAUCCAUUUAGCACAGCGGAAGUUUGUCACCGAUUUUUGGGGGAUCUUCAUUCAAAGGCAGCGAUGAUGGACGAGGACAACCAAGUACCUGAAGACCUGUCUCUGGAGGAAAGAGAUGAGCUGUCGAAUAUACGACGCAGGAAAAAAGAGCUGUUGGAUGAUAUUGAACGGUUGAAGUUUGAGAUUGCAGAAGUGAUGACUGAAAUCGAGCAACUAACCUGUGUAGGGGAGAGCAAAACCACACAAAGAAACAAACAGAUCGCCAUGGGGAGGAAGAAGUUCAACAUGGACCCGAAAAAGGGGAUCCAAUUUCUCUUGGAGAACGAUCUUCUCCAGAACACCCCAGAAGACAUUGCACAGUUCCUGUACAAAGGCGAAGGGCUUAACAAAACGGUCAUCGGGGACUACUUAGGGGAACGGGAUGACUUCAACAUCAAGGUCCUGCAGGCAUUUGUGGAGCUUCAUGAGUUUGCAGACCUCAACCUUGUACAAGCCUUAAGGCAGUUUCUGUGGAGCUUCAGACUUCCCGGCGAAGCCCAGAAGAUUGAUCGUAUGAUGGAGGCCUUUGCCUCCAGGUACUGCCAGUGCAAUCCUGGAGUCUUCCAGUCCACAGACACCUGCUACGUCCUAUCAUUUGCUAUCAUUAUGCUGAACACCAGCCUGCACAAUCCCAACGUCAGAGACAAGCCCCCCGUGGAGCGCUUCAUCUCCAUGAACAGAGGGAUCAAUGAGGGGGGAGAUCUCCCAGAAGAGCUACUCAGGAAUCUAUACGACAGCAUCAAAAGCGAACCGUUCAAGAUCCCGGAGGAUGAUGGGAAUGACCUGACGCAUACGUUUUUCAACCCAGACAGAGAAGGCUGGCUGCUCAAAUUAGGGGGCCGAGUGAAAACCUGGAAGAGAAGAUGGUUCAUCCUGACUGACAACUGCCUCUAUUACUUUGAAUACACAACGGACAAGGAGCCUCGAGGGAUCAUCCCACUGGAGAAUCUCAGCAUCAGGGAGGUGGAGGAGCCCAGGAAGCCUAAUUGUUUUGAACUCUACAACCCCAAUCACAAAGGCCAGGUGAUCAAAGCUUGCAAGACAGAGGCAGAUGGACGUGUUGUUGAAGGCAAUCACGUGGUGUACAGGAUAUCAGCGCCCACGCCAGAGGAGAAGGAGGAGUGGAUUAAAUCCAUCAAGGCCAGCAUCAGCAGAGACCCCUUCUAUGACAUGCUGGCCACCAGGAAAAGACGAAUUGCCAACAAGAAGUGAAGACAGACAAUCUCCUCUGCGUACAGCCUCCAGCCCCCUCCAUCUUUCUCUCCUUCAGUGCAAAGAACACACAUCAUACAUCUGAAAUCAUCUCGGAAAUGACUUUCAAUCCCAAAACAGACCCAUAAUAUGAAGUUAAACCUCAGUCCCUCCUCUGGACUAUUGAGGAGAUGUCAUAACUACAGAUGGGACUGCAGGACUUCAGGAGUAUCAGACACGUGGACUACAACCUGUACGGAGCAACUCAUGGACAAGCAUUUCAUACACAGCCCCUACCUCCCCUUCUCAUGGUCUUAACAUGUUUCCAGGUCUCCCUAAAGCACAACUGCCAUGUUUCAGGUGCACAUGCAUGCAUGUGGGUUAUUAUAGACCAGUUAUGUUUGUGUUUGUGUGUAUGUGUGUGUGCAGCAGUGGGCAUGCUAUCAGUGCACACAGCAAUUACGGGACGGGUGCAUAGGUGAUACGAUCCACUGUGCUUUAUGAAAAAGGUAAAUAAAUAUCAGAGUCAGCUUCAGAAAAGUAAAGGUGAAUAAAAAUAGCUGUGGAGGGAAUGUAGCAGACGCAGAGAGGAGUUUUAGGGCAGUUUGUAUUAAAACGUACCUGGAUCAUCUCACUCUGGUGCUGAAUUCUUCUCCCCAGGUGCCAUGGCUGAAGCCCUGCUCAGAGUAACCUCAAAAACACAGCACUGGCGUAGAUUUAGGUUCAUUUAGAAAAGCAUUACAGUCUCGAGUCAGCUGGACUGAUUUCAUUUAUUUGUGUGGAGCAGAGAAUUUUAAAAUGUGCAUACUUUUUAUUUUUAGUUAAGUAGAUACAGUGCUCUUGCCAAGGCUGUGAUGAAACUUGCUCUUUGACUUAAAACCACUUUCGUAUGAGAAAGUAUUUUCAGUCUGUUGAAUGGGUUUUAUUUAUGACUUUGCGAUGGCCGGAUAGGGUACCAGUCUGAUUAAGCUCUUAUUUUCCCCCUUUGUCUUUGGCCGAUGUCAGUGAAGGUCGAUGUAUUGUUGUGAUCCUGUUUGCAUUUGGUUUGUAAUCCUGAGAAUGAUUGCUUGCUUUUGUGUUCCUCUUUAAAAUAUCUAUAUAAUAACCAAUUAUCAUUUUGUAUUUAUUUUCCUUUGUGAAAUGGUUUAAUACUACCUGUAAAUGUUAAACAAUGUAUGCUUAAGUUAUGUAUGUAUAUAUAAUGUAUAGGUUUCCGGUCUUUGUUGUAGUAUGCACAUUGUGUGUAACAUGUUUGAGCCUAAUGGCCGAAGUUUGCAUCAGCUGACGUUUGGGGUAUUCUUUACAAAAGCCUUAAACAUAAUCAUACGAAAAUAUAUGAUGAUGAUGAUGAUGAUGAUGAUGAUGAUAAUGAGGAUGAAGAUGAGAUUUUUGGUGUCAAUACAAAGCUGAAAGAUGGUUGUAUUUAUGAUGGUAAAGAUUAUAGAAAAAGGUGUUUGAUGCAACAUUAUAAUGUUAACAGUAAAGUAAUAUCAUUGAUGAUGAUGAUGAUGAUGUCAAAAACUAUAAAGUACACCAGUAGUUUUCUAUGUGAUUUGUAAAAUAAAAUGAACGCCUUGUGGUCAGGGCAGAAUAUUAUCUUCUACUGCCCACUGUGGGCUAUAGUUACCUUAACUUUUAUAUUCUCUGUAAAAGAUAUUGGUCACAUUGUACAUUAUGUGUAUCUACAUAAAGUCUAUAUAAAGCUGA